AAGAACAUGCCAGCAUGCCAAAAAUGUCUAGGUUAUGUAAUAUGUUUAUACAUUCACGGUUGUAGUUUAUAUAACUUUUUAUAUAAGUAUAUAAACUUUUACCGCUCUAGUAAAAAAGAUAAACUGAAAAAGAGGAACAAGGGCGUAGAUGUGGAGGAGAGACAACUCUUCCAUGGCACCAGUAAUGACACUGUGGAGGCCAUCUACAGACAAGGUUUUGACUUCAGGCUGAGUGGAACUGCUUCAGGUACAGCUUAUGGAAAAGGCAGCUACUUUGCAACCACUGCCAAAUACUCAAACUGCUACACAGACAGACAGAAGGAAACCAUGGGGAUGUUUAUUGCUAAGGUGCUAGUGGGAGAUUACACAAAGGGAGAUAAAUCAUACAGCAGACCCCCACAGAAAGACCCACAUGAUCUGUCGAGUCCUUUGUACGACUCUUGCGUUGAUAGUGUUAUAGAUCCAAAGAUUUUUGUUAUCUUUGAACUCGGUCAGGUGUACCCAGAAUACUUGAUAAAAUACAAGUCUGAUUUCUCCCCGUAGUUUUUGUGCUAUAUUUCAAGAUGAAAAAUAUGAUUUCAUCGAUUCCAAAGCAUCUUUCGAAUUUAACCUAAGGAAUGAAAAUAUCACUUUUAAGCACUACUUUUUGAAAAUCCAUUGUAGUACCUUUCCCUAGAUCAAAACUAACACAUCACUUUAAAACCAGAAAUUGUUGCCAAUAAUUUGAUAUUAAUGAAAGGUUGCUUAAAUUUAAAUAACGGUUUUUUUUGUGGAAAAAAUGACAUUUUAUUAGAAAUAUUGUAAUCCUAUUCUUCAAACGUUUUAUUGAACUUUAAAGCUGAAUGUUCGAACAUUUGCUUUCGUACAAAACAAAUUACAGACGAAAACAACUGCUCAAACAUUUGUUAUGUUAUACAAAUAUAUUAUCUAUCACAUGUAUUCAAACAGUUUGACUUUGUAAUACGAACUUCCCUUAAGAUUAACACAAUAUUCACUGAUUUUUUUUAUCCCCAACGCCUCAAAUUUUUUCACCAACCUAGCGUGGUCUUCACUCUUUAUCAGUAAAACGACCCGUCUUCAAGCAAAUUAGACUAGUAUCUGACAGUGAAUAAUAAAUGAAUACUCAUGUAUCAUGUAACAAACUCUAAAACUAUGAAAACUGUUUUAAAUCCAAUGAUAAUCCGCAAUUCUUUUGCUAACACGUUUGAACUUUCAAAUUUUCAUUCAAUAAAUGGCGGCGUAGUAAUUUGGUCAUGUAUUCAUGCCCAGUUUAAUUUAAAAGUACAAUUGUGCAUUAACUGUUAUAUUUUGGAACAUAGUUGCAUUAGUAAAACUUCAUUUUUAAUGUUCAUUAACAAUUUAAAUUAAAACAAAAACCCGACUCAACAAUAAACUAUAAAAAACACUUUUACGGAACUUUUUAUCCACGAACCGAAAAUAAACAAUGACAGUUAUCAACUGUUGACUUUGAUUGAGGGGCAUCCCAUGGGUAGCGGCGUAACCAACUCUCUUUUCAAGGGGGGGGGGGGGUAUACAGAAAAAUUCCGAAAAUAACCAUAAAAGAAAUAGACCAUUGUGUUGAUUUCAGUGUAAGAUCGUAUUUAAUUUCACUCGUGAUCAUGGCAAAACAAUAUUUUCUAUGACACUCGUGAUAUAAAAUACGAUCGUACACUGAAAUCAACAUAUAUCCUCUAUGUAUAUCAUUGAUACAGUCAUACGGUAAUAUAUAUAAGUGUAUCAAACCUCAUCAUGUUUGACUUCAUAUUGAUUCUUUAGCAGUCGGUGUAAUUAAUGAUCAUUUUAAUAUUAAAACAUUGGGUGAUUGUUGUCAAUAAUUAUGGUUUUGUUGUUCCUAAUAGCUAAUUUAUUGGUCCCAUCCAUUCUAAGUAGUCACACUGUCCGUUCGUCCGUGUCUACGCCCGUUUCACUUGAAUUAAGAUGUGAUUAAUCUAUUUAGACCAAACUUCAUAUAAAUGUCCAGCAGUAUGGGAUGCUGCUUCUCACAUGACACUUAUACUCUCGCCUCAAUGGUCAAUGUUAUACUUUGAUGUCAACUGGCUAUCACUCGGACUAGACCUGAUCGGUGGCAUUUAUCACAUUCCUGUGAUAGCUUUUUUAUCCAAUUGCUUAUGUUUAAAUACAUUUUUGCUCAAUAAAAUGAGUAAGUUUAAGAGCAUAAAAUGUGCUUAAGUAAUUAUUGAUUUAAACACUCACAAAGAAAGACAUAUUGAACGUAAUUAAUAAGGUUUAUUAAGAGUUAACACAUGCUUUGAUAGGUAAACAUAUUUUCUGGAAGAUAUUGUUGCUAGGCAACCAAAGAUUUUUUUCAAAACCAAGCAAAUAUUCCACACCCAUUUCCAAGAAAAAAACGCAUUUACAAUAUGGAUGGAAUACGUUUACCAUCAUUUAAAUAUAUAAACAGGGUACACAAGCUAAAAUGUUUAAAAAAUCUCCAACUACAGUGAAACGUUAGGGAAAACAAAGAAUUGUUAGAUUGGCUUAUUAACCAAAUUUAGAAGAAGAAUCCUGUUCUUAAAAGUAACAUUUAUUGAUAAUAUGAUAAAUGUAAUUUAACAACUCAUUUACGUACUUGAGUCAUACAGCUUUUAAGUGAAUAACUAAGAAGUGAACAUAAGUUUCUUAGGGACGUAGCAUUUUAUAAGUGUGUUGCUAAGCAACCAUGAAAUAUGUAAAAGUUUCCCUUAUUGAAUAUGGAAAAAUAAAAAAAUAAACUAUAUGCCAUACUCGGUUUAAAAAGGAUAGGAUCAGUAAUACUUAUUUUACAAUGUUAAAAAGU
Messenger RNA from Mya arenaria, 2797 nucleotides. Its product is annotated as protein mono-ADP-ribosyltransferase PARP12-like. NCBI's taxonomy places the organism in Eukaryota, Metazoa, Mollusca, Bivalvia, Myida, Myidae. The transcript is spliced from 2 exons. Gene Ontology annotation, molecular function: NAD+ poly-ADP-ribosyltransferase activity. The record is from RefSeq and is a predicted model, not a curated record. Bases 7 to 543 code for a protein of 178 amino acids.